Messenger RNA from Dictyostelium purpureum, 1527 nucleotides. RefSeq lists its product as uncharacterized. The record is from RefSeq and is a predicted model, not a curated record. NCBI's taxonomy places the organism in Eukaryota, Evosea, Eumycetozoa, Dictyosteliales, Dictyosteliaceae. The coding region runs from base 1 to 1527 and encodes 508 amino acids. The transcript is spliced from 5 exons.
AUGGUUGGGUUCGCAAAAAAUAAAAAUAAUUAUUCAAUCAAUAAAUAUAUUUCAAAUGCUAUAAAUAUAGUUAUAAUAAUUUUUUUAGUAUUAUCAAUUUUUAUAACCCCAGAAUCAUUAAAAAAAAACAAUGUAGAGAAUCUUUCAAAUAAAUUAAAAUAUAUUUCAUUUCUUAAUUUAUCACCAGAUAUCCACCACAAAUUCACAGAGUUAUCACAAUUAAUAUCAGACUCUUUAGAUGGAUUCUAUUCUCACACUAUUAAAGAUAAAAUUAUUUCAGAGAUUGAAAAAUUAGAUGCAUUAAUUGAAGAAUCUAUUGAUAAAUCCGAUAUCGAAAGAAAAAUUUUGGAAGAUUUAAAAAAACUUAUUUUAACAAUAAAAGAUUCUUUGGUUGGAUAUCAGCUUCAAAACAUCGAGUAUAUGAAAGAAAGGUUUCAUAAAGGUGUUGAAAAAGCUUUAAAGGAAAUACCAAAAAGGGAAAAUCUUAUUGAAAAACUCUAUAACGAAAUUCCUCAAAGUAUUCAUUUCUUAUUAUGUAGCAUUGGUAUAAAAUUAUUUUUCUCUGUUAUUUUUAUCGUGGUGGCUUUCCAGUUGGCAAUUACAAUUGAAGAUAAUGAUUACACAAAUAUAAAAUACUUUUAUCUUACUUUUUAUUUUAUUGUUUGUGUAGUAUUUAAAAACAUCAAAAUAAUACUAGGUAUACUUGUUAUUCCCGCUAUCCUUUUAUAUUGCAAACCAGAUCUCCUCGAAAAAUGGUAUGAUAGUUUAACUUACAAAGAAGAUUUACCCAAAGCCACUGUUUGUCCAAUAGUGUCAUUCCAACUAUUGAAGUUUCAUAAUGAUAAAUUUUAUGUUCCAGAAUUCACUUCCAACUUGUUGAAAGAUUUAACAUCACCGCUUUAUAUCCAUUCGGAAAUUGGUAGCUAUAUUUACAAAUCUACAAGAUCAAGUUUAUAUACAAUAAUGUUGCUAAAAGAAGAGAUUAAAAACAGUUGCGAUAUAAACUUUUCUCCAACGAAUCCUUUAACACCAAAUAAAUUUAGAUGGGGCUAUAGAUUGACACAUGGAAUUUGGGCCUAUCAGGUUAAAAUAUCAGAUAUUAAUUUAGAAAACCUAUCGUCAGAUUUAAAAAUUUCCAUAGAACGACUAAAUCCCAAUGGUACAAUAAUAUUUCUGGAUAGUGAAAACUAUAAUGAAAAAGCGAACGGACAAGAUAUAAUAAUUAUCGAAAAUAUUUUAAUAUCAAUUGUAACCUCGUUUUCAUAUUCAGAGUAUUUCCGAUAUCCUCAAGAUUUAAACACUUUUUUUAGUCUUAAACCAUCUUUAAUAGAAAAACUAUUUGGAAGUGGUGGAUUACUUUUAACUAUUUGUGGAUAUGAAUUUAUGAUAUUUGUUUUUGGUCGCCAUAGUAUUAGAUGUUUCAGACAAAGUUUGAAAUCUCAAACCAGACCAACUUGCAAUGGCUUUAGAAAGUUACGACACAACUCAUUAAAAGAAGAGAAUAAACCAGUACUUAGCAGAUCCUGA